Anoplopoma fimbria (sablefish) is the source of this 3129-nucleotide messenger RNA. It is a transcript of the gene dtd1, whose product is annotated as D-aminoacyl-tRNA deacylase 1. Gene Ontology annotation, biological process: tRNA metabolic process. Gene Ontology annotation, molecular function: D-tyrosyl-tRNA(Tyr) deacylase activity. Bases 40 to 663 code for a protein of 207 amino acids. Lineage: Eukaryota; Metazoa; Chordata; Actinopteri; Perciformes; Anoplopomatidae. The record is from RefSeq and is a predicted model, not a curated record. The transcript is spliced from 6 exons. Gene Ontology annotation, cellular component: cytoplasm.
GCGAGCGGCGGGAGCGAGCGGCCCGACACGAGCGGAACGAUGAGAGCGAUCAUCCAGAGGGUCACCAAGGCGACCGUGACAGUGGGAGAAGAGGAGAUCAGUUCCAUAGGACGAGGACUGUGUGUGCUGCUGGGAGUGUCGGUGGAGGACACCCAGAAGGAUGUGGACUACAUAGUACGAAAGAUCCUGAACCUGCGGCUGUUUGAGGACGAGAGCGGCCGGGCCUGGACCAAGAGUGUGAUGGACCGGGACUUUGAGGUGCUGUGUGUGAGCCAGUUCACUCUGCAGUGUGUUCUGAAAGGCAACAAGCCAGACUUCCACUCCGCCAUGCCCGCAGAGCUGGCCCAGCCCUUCUACAGCAGCAUCCUGGAGAACAUGAGGAGCAGCUACAAGCCGGAGCUCAUUAAGGACGGGAAGUUUGGAGCCUACAUGCAGGUCCACAUUCAAAACGACGGACCUGUUACUGUUGAAUUGACGUCACCUACCGGACCCUCAGACCCCAGACAGCUGUCAAAGCAGGAGAAGCAGCAGCAGAGGAAAGAGAAGACGCGCUCCAAGGGCCCCUCGGAGUCCAGCAGGGAGAAAGGAGCCGGACGCUCCCGACGGGACCCCAACGCCAGUAGUGGGGCCGACGGGGACGUGUCAUCAGAGAGGGAGCCCUAGGUGAGCAGGAUCGCAAACCGUGGACGGAGCCGUGAGCCCAGGCUCCUCUGGAAGGCCUCCACCCUCAGGGACUGACUCCUGAUCCUGGACCGUCCUCCUUCCUCUGGGACUCAGCAGGAUCCUCUUGUCCUGGUGUCUCUCUCCAUCCUUCUCCUUCAGAUUCUCACUCUCUGUCUCACUCUCUGUCUCUCUCUCUGUCUCUCUCUCUGCUCAGAGACAUGGGACUGACCUUGGAGCAUAACUCAGCUCUCCUUUGCUUAUAGUGAACAUGAGGAUGGUGAUAUCAGUAUCACAACGUCAGUAACAGCCUGCUAUUCACUGAUACAGUACAUGUGUAAAGUCUGUCAUUAACGGUUAUUGUACCUGUAUGAAAACACCAUGUUUUGAGGUCCAACUGCUACAGAACACAGGUGCUCCAUAAAAGACAUGUAUAUUCUAUAAAUAGACAGCACGCAACACAACACAGGUUAUCAGACUUUGAACAACAACCCACAUCAGCUCUGUAGCUAAUGCUUCCUACAAUAUUGGCAUUAUAUUUAUAAAAUCACUUGCACAUGAUCUUUAGGUGCAGAAACUGACUGAUUUCAGUUGGACCUCAAAAUCAAAGAUUGAUCUGAAUGUCUCUUAUAUAUGAUGAAAACCUCACUUUUCCAGUUCUUGUGCACAAACAUUAGUGUAUCUGGUGACAAACUGAAAGAAGACAGACCAGUCAGUUUGUUGUGGGCCGCCUGCAUCAGAAAUGCAAAGUCAAUGCAAAACACAUGUAAAGACGUUCUAGAAGAAACACCAAACACAAGUAUGAACCUGAAAUGAGUGUGAUACGUGUCCUUUAAAGAGUUCCUUGUUGCCCCACCCAGACUCUGUGAUGGGGGUCAGAGGUGCUUCACCAUCUCUGAACAUUAGCAGCAUGUGGGUGGGCCUCACAAAAUCAAAUUCCUGUUUUGUCCUGCUGUUAUUGGACAGAUCUGAAUGUUUCAGCUUUAUAAAGAUGUCUGUGAUCCGUGCUGUGCUUUCUUUAUUCCACUCUGCUUCGUGUGAUGUAAGAGCAGAGAUGUUUGUCCUUGUUCCUCCUUUCAGCAUCACCACCUGGCCGUCCAUUCUGUCCCAACUUUUGUUUUUAGUUCAGUGAGCUAUUCCUGGCCGACCAUGCCGUAUCCCUGCACCCUUUUCCUCCGUCCCUCCACUGGGGCUGAGCGGAGGUCUCUCCAUGUUGUGAGGGAGCAGCAGGAGGCGGAGAGGAGCUACUGCAUGGUGGACCUGGGAGCUCACGGAGAGGGAAGAUAUGACCCAAAUAUGUCUGCUACCUGCUAGCCUUAGUGCUGCUUCAAAGUGGGCUAGAGCUGCAGCUCUGCAGAGACUGCAUUGUGAUCCCAACGUCAGACCGGCUUCACAUACAGAGGAGGAGGUGGACUACUGAUGUACUGUACCAAACCUCAGAGGUCAGGACAGGGAGUGUGAGCAGAGCAGAUGUUCCACGUUGGUCUGUGCAGUCACCUGUGUUUGUAUGACUGCGUGGACGCUCAGACAUGGAAAGUGGGUUAAAUUCCAGACAUUCUCUCUUCCCUCUGAAGCCACACUGUUUCUGGUUUGUCUCCUCUCCGACUUAUCUUACAUCGUGUGCGUGUGUGAGAGUCCUUUGCCAAGCCCACUGGCUAUGGAAAAACAAUUUAACUGGAUUUAAUUUGUUGCACCCCCACCCCCUCCUCCUUCCUCUUCCCUCCUCCCCCUACUUAGUUUGCCUCUGAGAGGUUGGGAAUUCAUCUUGUUUGGUAACUCCAUGCCCAGUCUGAGCUCACUUUGCAACUUGGACAGGCCAUGUUUCAUGGCAGCAUUAAGAUCACCAGCCACACAGAGGGGGGGGGCGGGGUAUCCCUAGAGUCUGCCAUAAGUGAUGCUCAUAGUGAGUUUAUCUUAUUUAGAAACAAAUUGUAUUUGGAUUAUUGGAUUAUGCAUGUUAAAAUAAGUGUUCUCUCCUGCGUUGCCUCCCUCUUCUCGUCUUUUAUUGUAUAGCUUCGUGCUCUGAAGGGUUAAAACACACACAAAGAAACCAUGUUGCCUAGAGCCCUGACCACUUUUUCCAUUCUUGCUGGAAAGUUUCCAGUGCUAUUUAUAUGAAACCUCAGGCCCGACAAUCAACAAACCCAUUUGGCCUGUAUAAGGUUUGAUCCAUUAUCAUAGAGUUCUGUUUCCCUAUCACAGAUGGCAGACGCACCGUGAAAUCCCAACAUCACAAGUGAAAUAAUCAUACAUCCUCACUGCUGGUGUGUUGAUACUACAUUUAUUCUGUCCUGAGACUUCUUAUUUCAGAAACAAAGUCUGAAGAGAAACAGAAACAGUGGUUCACUGACUUUUGGCUGAGACGCUUCCUUAUUGUAGAAUGAUAACAUUAUUAUUGGUGCGGGAGGCAUCACUGCACUCCUAUGUGGGUCCAUAGAACUAGUAGGGUUACUAGACAGCAGAUAGAGC